UUCUCUCCUCCGAUUCAAGUCCGCGUUCAUCUCCUCUCUCUGUCUAAUUUCCACUGUCGUUGCAGAGGUCAAAUAUUUGGCUGUUUUUUUUUCCCUCCUUUUGCUUUCUCUCCUCCCUUCUUCCUCGCCGUGUUUCUCGAUCGGUUGUUCAUUUUUCUCUCUAUCAAUCUUUCACUCUCUAUCGCACUUGUGGCGCUUCCAAUUCGAAGGUGAGAGCUGUCGGCCAUGGACGGAGGUGCUCCCUACAAUCCACGUACUGUGGAAGAGGUGUUCAUGGAUUUCAAGGGCCGGAGAGCUGGUUUAAUUAAGGCUCUCACUACUGAUGUUGAAGAGUUCUACCAGCAAUGUGAUCCUGAGAAAGAAAAUCUCUGCCUUUACGGGUUUCCUAGUGAGCAAUGGGAAGUCAAUUUACCUGCCGAAGAGGUGCCUCCAGAGCUUCCAGAACCUGCGCUGGGCAUAAAUUUUGCUAGAGACGGGAUGCAAGAAAAAGACUGGCUAUCCUUGGUUGCUGUGCAUAGUGAUGUUUGGCUGCUUUCUGUGGCAUUUUAUUUUGGAGCUAGGUUUGGAUUUGAUAAGACAGAUAGGAAGCGUCUAUUUAAUAUGAUAAAUGAUCUUCCAACAAUAUUUGAAGUUGUGACAGGGACAGCCAAAAAACAAGUUAAGGAUAAAUCAUCAGUUUCAAAUCAUAGCAGUAAUAAAUCUAAAUCAAAUCCAAAGCGGAGUUCCGAACCUCAAAUAAAAAGUACGAAGGCAGUUCAAUCAAAAGAUGAGGAUGAGGAAGGUUUGGAUGAGGAAGACGAGGAAGAACACGGUGAAACACUUUGUGGAGCUUGUGGAGAGAAUUAUGCAUCAGAUGAGUUCUGGAUUUGCUGUGACAUAUGUGAGAAGUGGUUCCAUGGGAAAUGUGUAAAGAUCACUCCGGCAAGGGCAGAGCAUAUUAAGCAGUAUAAAUGUCCAUCUUGCAGCAACAAAAGAAUCCGACCCUGAUGUUGUUUAAUUGUUAGCACCACCAACUUCCCCUGCCUCCCAAAACCAAAGCAAAAAGAGAAAACAAAAGGAAAAAGAACCAAGAGAUGUCAAAGGGUUCUGCUUAGGAUCUCAGCUUAGACGGCUAAUUGUGUAUUAGGAUUAGUUUAAACUUUACAUUAGGACACUAUACAUUCUAUGUGUAUUUGUGGACAGAAUCCUUUUUGCUCAAGUAUUGUAUGAACUAUAUGUAUUUUGUAUGUGCUAUAAUGUGUUCUUGUCAAGGCUUAUAUUUGACAGAUGCCUUGCUCUAUUGUA
Molecule: messenger RNA, 1284 nt
Organism: Cucurbita maxima (winter squash)
Lineage: Eukaryota; Viridiplantae; Streptophyta; Magnoliopsida; Cucurbitales; Cucurbitaceae
Product: PHD finger protein ALFIN-LIKE 4-like
Exons: 5
Coding region: 226-987 (253 amino acids)
Biological process (GO): regulation of DNA-templated transcription
Cellular component (GO): nucleus
Molecular function (GO): transcription coregulator activity; histone binding; transcription cis-regulatory region binding
Source: RefSeq, a predicted model, not a curated record